Molecule: messenger RNA, 1029 nt
Organism: Giardia duodenalis
Lineage: Eukaryota; Fornicata; Diplomonadida; Hexamitidae
Exons: 1
Coding region: 1-1029 (342 amino acids)
Source: RefSeq, a predicted model, not a curated record
AUGCCCACCCUACACUCAUCAAUCCAGCCCACCACCAUUCCAGACGCAAAACCAGUCGCUCCAUCUCGUCAGGGGGCACGGGUAACUCAAGAGGUAUUGCCCUUUAAGGAAGAGACACUGAUCAUUUCUGAUUUCUCAAACAACUUUAUUGAGUUUCAAUUCGAGGAGAUUAGGCUCCGAGACUACAUGCAAGCUCGCAAUGGUUUGAAGCCUAAUGACACUCUGAUGAACCUCACUCUAGAUACAGCACUUUUACCACAAGGCGAUGCAACUGACACCCUAAGGCUAAUGAAUUUGCUGAACACCACGAACAUAUGGGACACAGACACAUUUCGUGAUAACUACUUUACUUCUACACUCACAUAUCGCAAUCUGACUGCCACAGAACGACCGGCUGAAGCUACGACGCCAACUGUCAGCUUCAAACAUCAGAUUGACCCACAAGAGCAACGUACGCUGGCAAAUAACACAAAUCGUAUGAUCUAUAACACAUAUAUGCGAUCACAGAACCAGUACACCGCGGGUAGCGCAUCCCAGCUUAAUACUAGUGGCCUUGAUGUGGACAGGUCGAUGAAUGCAACCGCCCAUCUGGACCUUACUACCUCUGCAAUAGCGUACAGGAACACACUCACGGAGAACAUAACGGCCUGCGAGCAGAUGAUGAACCAGCACCUGUCUCAGAACCUACUAAACAAGGGUAUGGAUUCUCAUCAACGAUUGGAGGCUGCAGGGCUCGACAGGCUCCACCAUGGAUCCACGGCCCGCACACAGAAGCAACCUGUACAGCAUAGUAGAGGCUUAACGGGGACAGCACCUAAUGUUACAAGUGCUGGCCUAAACACAUAUGCAGCUGCUCAAGGAUCUUCGCGGCCAUCAACUGCGAACUCUCGUGGCUCACUUUUCCAUGGAGCUGGGAUUAGUACAGCCAGUACUGCUGCCGCGGCAAACAGCCUGUCGCUGGCAGAGCAGGAGAAGAACUUGGGUGAAUCGUGGCGCUCUGCUCUCCAACCGGCUCUAGAGUCAUUCUAA